Macroventuria anomochaeta is the source of this 438-nucleotide messenger RNA. RefSeq lists its product as uncharacterized. NCBI's taxonomy places the organism in Eukaryota, Fungi, Ascomycota, Dothideomycetes, Pleosporales, Didymellaceae. The record is from RefSeq and is a predicted model, not a curated record. The transcript has 3 exons. The coding region runs from base 1 to 438 and encodes 145 amino acids.
AUGCAGCUAGAAGCUAAUCCUGAUAAAUCUCAGAAUCAGCAUAAAGCGAUCGUUAUAUCCAAUCCAGACAGAGACUACUUACUUGCUCUUGUCGACACAGUUGGACACAACCAAGUGCAAGCAUUACGGAGUACUCUUGUCAAUUACGUCACUUUCAAGACUAACCUAACAAAGCAUCAGGAUAAAUUCGUAACCUCUGGGCUAGCUUUCCACGUCCCGUACUAUAUCUUGAGGUUAGACACCAUCAAGUCUCCACAUACUUCUGGAACAGCUCUUCUGAGAACUACCGGGACCCACUCUGGGUAUUUCGCAAUCUAUGAGGCUCAAGUAUCACUGAUUGUAUUUGGUGCAAGCAAUACUACGUGGAUGUCGUAUUGUUUUACGCGUCUUUACGAUGACGACGGCGAUGGCAUUGAGUUUAGACAGUGGCUACAAUGA